Molecule: messenger RNA, 1500 nt
Organism: Oikopleura dioica
Lineage: Eukaryota; Metazoa; Chordata; Appendicularia; Copelata; Oikopleuridae
Source: the annotation of a GenBank genome assembly
AUGGAUAAAAAUCUGACGAAGAAAAUAGAGAAGCUCUUUCUUGGUCGAAAGAAAGUGACUUUGACGCUGAAAAAGGAGGGAAAAUUCCAUGAUGAAUCGAUUGUCAAGGUAAUUUCCGACGAAGACCAAGCAUCCCUGCCACAGCCGAAAUCAAAGAAGAGAAAACCAAAUUCGAAUCGUCAUGAAAAACCGUCGACUUCUACCGCGAUACUGAUUAGCUCUGGAGAGUCUGAUGAUGAAUCUUCCAAUAAUUUCACGGCCGAAGAAGCGGAAAGAAAUUAUUUGCUUCAGCUUCAAAAACAGUUUGAUGAUGAAGAAAAUGAAAAGGAAAAUUUCGAGAGGUCCAUUCGAGAAGACAAAGACUUCGAACUGGCCCUCCAACUCGCUGGCGAACAAAACUCCAGCCAGGAAAAACUGUACAAUUCUCUAAAAUCGCUCGUUUCCGAAGACGAAAAACUCGCCCGCGAGCUUCAGGCCUCUUUCGUCCUCUCGCCCGAGGCACUUCCGCUCCAGUCGCCGCGGGGCAAACUCCUUCACAAGCCUCAGGCGUUCUUUUCGGAGAAGAACUUGGGGGCGAAUGUGUAUGUUUCGAUGGCGCCGCAUUUGAACAACCGACUCAAUGAUCCGCAGUGGGAAAUUUUGGACCCGAAUCCGAAUAUUCACGAGCUUUUUCAACACUUUAGCGAUCGUUUCUUCUGGGGCGCGCUAGGAAUCGUCCAACUCGAGUGGAGCAAACGAAUGUACACUUGCGCUGGAAUCUGCUACUACCAACGCCGUGGAAACGCAGAAAGCUGCAUCAUCCGCCUUUCCGAGCCGCUUCUCAAGCUCCGUUCGCGCGGGGAUCUGGUCAACACGCUCAUCCACGAAAUGAUCCACGCGUUUUUGUUCGUCACUCACGAUGAUCGAGACCGCGACGGUCACGGACCACGGUUCCAAGCCCACAGCGCUAGAAUCAACCAGGCGGCAAAGACGAACAUCACCAUUUACCACGACUGGCACGACGAGUCCAACUUUUACAAACAGCAUGUUUGGCGGUGCAACGGGCCUUGCAGAGAUAGGAGACCCUAUUUCGGCUGGAUUCGGAGAACUGCAAACAGAAAGCCGGGCAAAAACGAUAGAUGGUGGAGCCAGCAUCAAGCGACUUGCAAUGGAGAAUUCAUCAAAGUAGCCGAGCCGGAAAAGAAAAAGAAGAAAGAGGUGGAGAAAGAAAAUCCUAAGAAACGGAAAGGGAGUGAGGAAGGGUUCAAGAAACAAAACGUUGGCAUCGACGCCGACGAAGAGAAGCUUUCUCUUGUGAUCUCCCAGCUCUCCGGAAAGGACAUCAACGAGGUGAUCGCCGAGGGCAAAGAGAAGCUCGCGUCUGUUCCCACUGGUGGCGCCGUCGCUGCUGGUGGAGCCGCCGCUGGUGCUGAAGCUGCAGAGGAGACCAAGGAAGAGGCCAAGGCCGAGUCUUCUGAAGACUCAGGAGACGACGACAUGGGAUUCGGUCUCUUCGACUAA